AUGAGUUGUCAUACAUGGAAGAUAUAGGGACAUCCCGUAAAAAAGGCUGCCGAGCAGAGAGGAAGAAAAGAGGCAGCGGUAAAAUCAUAACAUCAUUUUGAAGAUUUUACUGGAAAAAGGACAACUAACUCGUGCUAGAAAGAACAACAACAUCCUUUAGGAGAUCUCUUCGCCAAGAAUGGCUUAGCCCAACUUGAGAUAAGACGGUAGGUGUGUAAUCUAGAGCGGGGAGAAAUCCAAAGAUGCCCUUCACUUUAACGCCAAAAAGUCACAUGUUCCAGCUGAGAAGAUGAUUAACUUGACUUCAGUGUGUUGUGGGUCAGUAUGACCCUCCACAGUGUUGAAGAGGUCCUAGGGAACUCAAGUGUUGCACAUGAGCAGCAAAGUAAGCUGGACUGUAAGUCUUAAGCAGAUUCAGUCCACAAGGCUUACAUCCUUCCUGCAGAGAAUGGUGUCAACAGGAUUUGUCAGGAUACAAGAGGAGAGGCUGGUGAUGGCUGAGGUCACCUUGCAGGACGGGCUGCAGACUGGCUUCAGGUCUGAACCCCCUCACUCGGAGAGUCGCCGCCAUUCAGAGCGGGGGCAGAGGUCACCGGGAUACUCUGAGGACAGGGACUGUCACUUUUCAGAGACGGAUGCCAUGUUGCCACAGGAAAGGUUCUCCGAAGAAGAGGAGGAAGAAGAGAAGGAAGAGGAGUCAACCACCAGAAAGAUGCCAAAGGAGUCGCCGCUGGCCAUGGCACUGCAGAUCUUGCUGCCCUUCCUCUUGGCAGGGUUUGGCACGGUGUCAGCUGGCAUGGUGUUGGAUAUAGUUCAGCACUGGGAGGCCUUUACGAACAUCACUGACAUCUUCAUCUUGGUUCCAGCUCUUCUAGGCCUGAAAGGUAACCUUGAAAUGACCUUGGCGUCCAGACUGUCCACUGCUGUAAAUGUAGGAAAAAUGGACUCUCCUAUUGAGAAGUGGAACCUGAUUAUUGGAAAUCUGGCACUCAAGCAGGUUCAGGCGACCGUGGUGGGAUUCCUGGCUGCAGUGGCGGCAGUCAUCCUUGGCUGGAUCCCAGAAGGGAAGUUCCAGAUGGACCAUGCUGUGCUUCUGUGUUCCAGCAGUGUGGCCACAGCCUUCAUCGCUUCUCUCCUGCAAGGUACUAUAAUGGUCGGUGUUAUCGUCGGCUCAAAGAAGACAGGUAUAAACCCAGACAAUGUUGCUACCCCCAUUGCAGCCAGUUUUGGGGAUCUCAUCACUCUUGCCAUAUUGGCUUGGAUCAGCCAGGGUCUUUACAACUGUCUUGGGCCUUACCCCUAUGUGUCUUCUUUGGUGUGUGCCUUCUUCCUGGCCUUGACACCCCUGUGGAUCGUAAUCUCUUCAAAGCACCCAGCCAGUCGGACCCUGCUAUACUCUGGGUGGGAGCCUGUCAUCACCGCCAUGAUCAUUAGCAGUAUUGGGGGUCUCAUUCUGGACAAAACUGUGUCUGAUCCAAACUUGGCCGGCAUUGUUGUCUAUACCCCAGUAAUUAACGGUAUUGGUGGUAAUUUAGUGGCUAUCCAGGCUAGCCGAAUAUCUACCCACCUCCAUUUCCACAGCAUUCCAGGGGAGGUUCCAGAGGAGGCAAAGGGCUGCUACUACCCCUGUAGGACCUUCUGUGGUGCAGGCGCCAAUCACCGGUCAGCCCAGGUGUUGCUCCUAUUGGUCAUCCCCGGCCACCUGAUCUUUCUGUACACUAUUCACUUGAUGAAGAGCGGCCACACCACCCUCACCCCCAUCUUCAUGACGGUCUACCUAGCUGCAGCGCUUCUGCAGGUGUUGACACUCCUGUGUAUCGCAGACUGGAUGGUUCACCGCAUGUGGAGGAAUGGGAAGGACCCUGACAGCUUCUCCAUCCCCUACCUGACUGCUCUGGGAGACCUCCUGGGAACUGCCCUGCUGGCAAUAAGCUUCCACUUCCUUUGGGUCAUUGGGGAUCAGGACAGCGAUGUUGGGGACUGAACACCUGCCUACCUGACUGCCUUCCCGACUACCUGUCCCCUUGUUUUCUGAGACUAGUUACCUGCAUCUACUAUCAGUCUGUCCGUUCUUAAGCCACAUUCACAAUCUCAAUCACUGGACCCUGUAACUGGUGCUUGUCCCUUCUACAGCAAGUGUACUAGGAGUCUGACUGACUGACUAAUUAUCCCCUAUGCAGAGUUCCCUGCAGUGCCAACAUGGAUACACACCAGCUGCGCAUUGCAGGCAAAAUCUAGAUAGAGGAUACGUGAAGGUUAUCAGUGAGAUAUCCACAAUUAUCUCUCCAAGUUAGCUAGGCCUUGGAAGUAAAUAGGAUAAUAUACUGAAGACCGUCACAUAUUCUAUUUCUACGCAAGGUCAAUUGGAACAAUUGGGAGAUUUAAAAAGCGGUGCACUUUCUAUACUUUAUUUAUCUGCUUUUGUAAUAUUUAUCUAUUCAAAAGUGUUUGCCAGCUGUGUGGCUAAGCAUCAUUUAUCAUCCUCAAUGUCAGUGUGCAUACCCUGCUGCCAGCGCCUAGUCUAACUGAGGGGCCCAGAGACCAAGCAGCCAACUCUCUCAUGCAUCUUUAAUGCGACUGCGCCAUUAAUAUCUGUCUAUUCUCAUGUGGCUCAGUGUGCUGAGUCGUUACAGGUUUCUACACCUGUCAGACAGGAGCUUUAGAUUGUAUCAGUCACUUAAAUCUGACUGAAAAGCUUUACUUUUUAAAAUUUUUUUUUUUUUUUUUUCUUUUUCUACUGCUGACACAAAAUCUCAUGUUUCCCUGAAGGAAACUCUACAAAACAUGCCUGUCUAGCUGUAUCAUUAUCACUCAGCAGGUACAGGCGGAAGCAUCAGUUUACAUUCUCUCUUUUAAUUGACUUGGAUUGCUGUUGGCAUCAACCUAAACCUCCAAGAUGCAAUCACGACUGGCAUUAAAGUGAGUAAAAAAACUGCAAUGUGGAACGUGAAUGCAGUUUGUAACAUAAUUUAAGCCAUCAGUGCAAGUUAUACCAAGUUAUCUUGGCUCGUAGGCAAGUGGUUUAAAUGGUAGAUAUAGAACUGAAGUUUCAUGUGUGGAAGUAUCUAACCUCUCUGAGCAGUAUAUAGUACCUAGAGCAAGAAGCUGUUAACUCCUAUUACAAUCAAAGACCAACAAACUUCAAACAGACUGAUCCAGCUCUUAUGGGGACUUCACCUGUCAAAGUGCAAGAACUGCAAGUUACUAUCACUGCUGUUGAAUUGCACAUGUUUUUCUUUCCUAGCAAACUCAUUUUUACUUUUGAAGCCCGGUCCCUGCUUUUAACAUAUUUCCUCCUACAGAGUUGCAGUUUUUUUCACAUCCAACUUUUAUUUUCAGACACCAGUGCACAGGUAUAGAGUUAUACACCAGUUGGUCAACCAUUCAUUCCAUGUGAUUUGACUGUACUGUAGGAUCAAGAUUUUAUGGCUCACUGGUAUAUUAAAUUCAAUUGCAUACAUCAGUAAUGCUACCUAACACACAAAGUAUUAUCCUCACAAGUGAGGGCCUGAUCUGCUAGACUGGUUCUUGGUUCUGGUAACGUCUCAUUUUGGGGUAUUACUGCUGGUAUACACCGGUGAAGUGUUUUUUGUAUUUUAGAUAGUUUUUCUUUUCUUCCUUUAAAACUUAGUUAUUUUCUUUUUUUUACUGACCUUGUGGUGCGUAGGGAUAUUCUCCUAGUGUUGGGUGAUGAGUUUUCAUACAGGAUAAAGACUGUUUUUAUUUUUUAACCCAUUGACUUUUUAUAAACUUUCAUGUCAUUGAUCAUAUUUGUUUUGAGUCAAUUCAGGUUCUUAUUAGAAACAUCAUUAAACUUGUUGAGAUUAGCUGCAUUGAACACCGCCGGAUGGAGUGUGUGGAGGUGACCAAUGCUGAGAUCAGAUCUGUAGUGAUCUAGUUAAAAGUCAAGCACUGUUAAAUGCAGCUUAUCAGAUACGCAAACCGUUUGAAACGUUUUGCAUAAUGAACAUCUUUCAGGAUGUUUCAAUUAAGAACCAGAGUUGGCCCAAAACAAAUAUUUUCCUCCAAAAGUUGGAUGAUUUAUUACAGAUUUUUGGGCACUGAUCAAAAAUGAACUGAGAAUAGUUAAAGUCCUACAUGUAAUAUUAAGUCGAACUGGAAGCUGUGAUUGGGAUUGUUGAGAACCUGGUGGGAAUAAUUAAAAAAUAUUUGUCAUUUCAGAUCUGCUGCAACAAUGUUUAUCAGCAGGUACUUGAACAUUUAUGAAAGUAAUUGUUGU
Messenger RNA from Polyodon spathula (Mississippi paddlefish), 4240 nucleotides. Its product is annotated as solute carrier family 41 member 2-like. Bases 374 to 1984 code for a protein of 536 amino acids. Gene Ontology annotation, cellular component: plasma membrane. Lineage: Eukaryota; Metazoa; Chordata; Actinopteri; Acipenseriformes; Polyodontidae. The record is from RefSeq and is a predicted model, not a curated record. Gene Ontology annotation, biological process: monoatomic cation transport. Gene Ontology annotation, molecular function: monoatomic cation transmembrane transporter activity. The transcript is spliced from 12 exons.